CAAGGGAACCUUAUACCACGGUUCCCAACACAUAUGUCAAAAGAUUAAAACGGCAUAUAUUCCAGGUUUGUCUUUCGUUUUCUUUCUUUCUACUGAGGCAGUCCUUCAUAAAUCAAUCCGCAACAUCUCCUCUGAAGCAGAGAUCCAAACAUGGCUGAUAUACUCACUUCUUUGAGGUCUCUUAUGGCUUCUCACUCUCCCCCUCUCGAUGCCUUGGUUGUUCCUUCCGAGGAUUAUCAUCAGAGCGAGUACGUGUCUGCGAGAGACAAGCGUCGGGAAUUUGUUUCUGGAUUCACUGGAAGCGCAGGCUUGGCCCUAGUUAGCAUGAAUGAUGCACGGCUGUGGACAGAUGGACGGUACUUUUUGCAGGCAGAACAAGAACUUAGUGAUCAGUGGAAACUCAUGCGUAUCGGAGAGGACCCUCCAGUAGAUGCAUGGACGGCUGAUAAUCUACCUGCACAUGCGGCUGUUGGUAUUGAUCCAUGGUGCAUAUCAGUAGACACUGCACAAAAAUGGGAGUGUGCCUUUGCUGAAAAGCAGCAGAAGCUGAUCCAAACUGCAACCAAUUUGGUAGAUGAGGUCUGGAAAAAUCGCCCCCCAGCAGAAACAAAUCCAUUAAUUGUUCAUCCAUUGGAAUAUACAGGUCGUUCAGUUGCAGAUAAGUUAAAGGAUCUGAGGGAAAAAUUGAAAAAUGAGAAAGCUCGUGGUAUGAUCGUUACAACACUUGAUGAGGUUGCGUGGUUGUAUAAUAUUCGUGGUAAUGAUGUAUCCUACUGUCCGGUUGUUCAUGCAUUUGCUAUAGUAACAUCCAACUCAGCUUUCCUGUAUGUGGAUAAAAGGAAGGUCUCUUCUGAGGCGCACUCUUAUAUUAAGGAGAAUGGAAUUGAAGUUAGAGAGUACACUGCAGUGAGCUCAGAUGUGUUAUUGCUUGCAUCUAAUCAGCUUGACUCAACAUCAGCAGUCAAAGGAAAUCAAAGCAUAAAAACCAAUUCUAGUGAGAUUGACAUUGUGGGAAAUGGUACAGCUGAAUCAGAAGAAAACAAAGCUGACCUUAUAUGGGUUGACCCUGGUUCGUGCUGCUAUGCUUUAUAUUCUAAGUUGAAUUCUGAGAAAGUGCUCCUGAAGCAAUCACCUCUUGCCCUUGCUAAAGCUUUGAAGAACCCUGUUGAGUUGGAUGGUUUAAAAAAGGCACACAUUCGUGAUGGUGCAGCUGUAGUGCAAUAUCUUGUCUGGUUGGAUAAGCAGAUGCAGGAAAUUUAUGGAGCUUCUGGUUACUUCUUGGAGUUCAAGAGUGAAAACAAGGGAAAGGAUUCGGAAACUAGAAAACUGACAGAGGUGACUGUAAGUGAUAAGCUAGAAGGUUUUCGAGCAUCAAAAGAGCUCUUUAGAGGAUUAAGUUUCCCUACAAUUUCAUCAGUGGGUCCAAAUGCUGCUAUCAUCCAUUAUUCUCCGAAGGCGGAAACUUGUUCUGAGCUCGAUCCAAAUAGUAUCUAUCUAUGUGAUUCAGGAGCUCAGUAUCUGGAUGGAACAACCGAUAUAACUCGCACAGUCCAUUUUGGAAAACCAUCAGAACAUGAGAGAGCUUGUUAUACUGCGGUUCUCAAGGGUCACAUUGCCCUUGGUAAUGCCCGGUUUCCUAAUGGGACUAAUGGUCAUGCCCUUGACAUCCUUGCUCGAAUCCCUUUAUGGAAGGAUGGUCUUGAUUAUAGGCAUGGUACUGGUCAUGGAAUUGGAUCUUACCUGAAUGUUCAUGAAGGACCCCAUUUGAUUAGCUUCAGGCCACAGGCUCGAAACGUGCCCCUACAAGCUUCCAUGACUGUAACGGAUGAACCUGGAUAUUAUGAAGAUGGGAACUUUGGUAUAAGAUUGGAGAAUGUGCUUAUUGUUAAGGAAGGAAAUACAAAAUUCAACUUUGGUGAGAAGGGCUACUUAUCAUUUGAGCACAUAACAUGGGCACCGUACCAGAGCAAGUUAAUUGAUGUGGGCCUGCUGAUGCCCGAUGAGAUUGAUUGGCUGAACAACUAUCACUCAACAUGCAGGGACAUUCUAGCCCCGUAUUUGGAUGAUUCUGAGAAUGCGUGGCUGAACAAAGCUACUGAACCUAUUAAAGUGUGACAUGUUUGCUUAUAUGAGCAGAAGUUCCUUCCUGCUUUGCCUCUUCUCUUUGUAAUAGGGAAAUAAGGAGAAGACUGAUCACUUCAGUUUGUAAUUGACACAUUCAACUUCAUGUGGAUAUCACAACGUAAGUUUUACAAGUGCCA
Molecule: messenger RNA, 2261 nt
Organism: Manihot esculenta (cassava)
Lineage: Eukaryota; Viridiplantae; Streptophyta; Magnoliopsida; Malpighiales; Euphorbiaceae
Product: aminopeptidase P1
Exons: 16
Coding region: 151-2115 (654 amino acids)
Molecular function (GO): metalloaminopeptidase activity
Source: RefSeq, a predicted model, not a curated record